Molecule: messenger RNA, 4502 nt
Organism: Hyposmocoma kahamanoa
Lineage: Eukaryota; Metazoa; Arthropoda; Insecta; Lepidoptera; Cosmopterigidae
Gene: Klp3A
Product: chromosome-associated kinesin KIF4A-like
Exons: 21
Coding region: 114-3833 (1239 amino acids)
Biological process (GO): microtubule-based movement; mitotic spindle organization
Molecular function (GO): ATP binding; microtubule binding; microtubule motor activity
Source: RefSeq, a predicted model, not a curated record
UUUCACGUAAAGGAACUGUCGUAUCGGUUCCUUCGCCCGUGUCAACAGGACGUCCAGAGCUGGUGAAGACGGUGGAAGUGUUUUUUUUAUAAUUUUAGGAAAACGCAUAAAAAAUGGCUGACGAAAGUAGUAAGGGUACAAUAGACACAGUUCAAGUGGCUUUGAGGAUAAGGCCCUUGAUGCAAUCGGAGCUGGACAGAGGGUGCGAUGAGUGCAUCGACGUGGUUUCAGGCGAGCCUCAGGUCCAGAUCAAGGACCUCGCUUUCACAUACAACUAUGUGUUCCCGCAGCAUAUCACACAGCAGGAGUUUUAUGACACUGCUGUGAAGGGCCUUAUAGGGAAGCUUUUUCAGGGUUACAAUGUGACCAUCCUGGCAUAUGGACAAACAGGGUCAGGAAAAACCUACACCAUGGGCACUAAUUACUCUGGCUCAGAUGGGGACUCUACAAAACUAGGUGUAAUUCCACAAGCUGUAGCAGACAUAUUUGACUAUAUAGACACACACGAAGAUAAGUUCAUAUUUAGAGUAAAUGUUUCCUUCAUGGAGCUUUAUCAGGAGCAAUGCUAUGACUUGCUAUCAGGAAAGGAACGAGGACAUAGUAUAAUUGAGAUUAGAGAGGAUAUUAACAAAGGCGUGAUAUUGCCAGGCAUAACAGAAAAGCUAGUAACGUCCACAAUGGAAACCAUGAUGAUACUCGAGCAGGGCUCACUAGGCCGCGUGACAGGUUCGACCGCCAUGAACCAAGCCUCCAGUCGCAGCCACGCGGUAUUCACUAUCAUUAUCGCCAAGGAAAGCCGCACUGACAAAAACAUAGCAACAACAUCAAAAUUUCACCUAGUAGACCUAGCAGGUUCAGAGCGUAUAAAGAAAACUAAAGCAUCAGGCGAGAGACUUAAGGAAGGAGUUAAAAUUAAUCAGGGUUUGCUGGCAUUGGGUAAUGUCAUCUCGGCGCUUGGAGAUGGCACUAAUAGAAGUUUCAUUGGGUACAGGGAUAGCAAGCUCACAAGAUUACUGCAGGACAGUCUAGGCGGCAACUCCCUAACACUCAUGGUAGCGUGCGUAUCACCUGCGGACUACAACCUGGACGAAACGGUAUCAACACUGCGGUACGCGGAUCGCGCGCGCCGCAUCCGUAACAAGCCUGUCAUUAACCAAGAUGCCAAGGCUGCGGAGAUCGUUAGGCUAAACAAACUAGUUAACGAAUUACGUCUACAACUACUCGGAAAACUGCCGUCCACGAGCGAACAAAACAACGAGCAGCUACAAGACGAACUUGAAAGGGAGCGGGCCAAAUACUCAGACUUGCUAAAGAAGCACAAGCAAAUAACAGAACAUCUUAACAAUAUGUUGAUAGAGAAUACAAAUCUUUGCGAAAAGGCGUUAUUAGCUGAAGCUGCUAAGGAGAAAAUCGAAAGAAAAUUAAAUGAAUUGACAGAGCAAUGUAAUCAAACAAUUGAUAAACUUAAUACGUCUGAAGAUGAGUCACAGAAGACAGGUGUGGUUGAUUAUUUGAAGGAAAUCAAGACGAGAUUAGAAGACCUUCAGUCGAUGAAUGUGAAAACGAAUGAGGAGUUGAUAGACCAUGAGAUCAAGGUGUCUUUCGUGACCGAAGGAGACAAUGACAAGAUUGAUGAGGAUGCCAUUUUCAAUGAGGAGCAAGCUGUGCUGGAGGAAGAAAAACGGGCGAUCGGACAGGUGGCUCUGACCCAAGAGUUACGCGAACUAAACCACGCGAUGGCGAUCAAGGCGUCUGUAGUUCAAGCCAUACUGGCCAACAACAAGGAAAUGCUUGAUAGUCACACGAAUCUACGCGAGAACGAAGAACGCAUCUCUCGGCUGGAGAAGGAACGGGAUGAGCUUAUGCAACAACUCAAGCAAACCAAGAGCAAGGACCCAGAUAACGAGGUGCGUCGUCACAAGGUGUCGACAUUAGAAGCAGAGAUAACUGAGCUGAAGAAGAAGUGCCAGCAGCAGGCUAACAUCAUCAAGACCAAGGAGAAGAAUGAAGCCAAAAUAGCCGCACUAAACGCAGAGCUGCAAGCUAUGAAAGCUACCAAGGUGAAAAUAAUCCGGCAAAUGCGCGAAGAGAGCGAGAAGUUCCGCAAAUGGAAGGCAGACAACGAGCGCGCCAUGCUGCGCUUGCGCAACGAGGACCGCAAGCGCGCCACGGCCAUGGCCAAGAUGGAGUCGCUUCACGCGAAGCAGCAAAACGUGCUCAAGCGGAAAAUGGAGGAGGCCGUUGCUGUUAACAAGCGACUUAAGGAAGCCCUUGAGCGCCAAAAAACAGCGCAACUCAAACGCAAUGCAAAGGGUAGCGUUAAGGAGACUGCCGUUCGCGCGUACAUCGAGCAGGAACUCGAGGUGCACCUCAGCAUCGUCGAAGCCGAGAAAUCGCUAGAAGAACUUAUGGAGUACAGGGCAUUCAUAAUGGAACAACUGGAGGACUUGCGCAACCGCACGGAUGAGGAGGCUAAUAGAAAGAAGAUCGCAGAGCUAGAAGAUGAUCUCGCAUUGCGCAAGGCUCAAAUAUCUGACUUGCAACAGAAGAUACUUAUUGCUGAUCAAGAAAACAAGUCUCGCACCCAAUGGGAUAACAUCCAAUCGAUGCUCGAAGCAAAGGUGGCCCUGAAAUAUCUAUUCGAUAUUUUAAUAGACGCAAAGCGAGAACUACAGAACCAGAGCGAAAAGGGCUAUCAAGCUCUUUAUGAAGAAGUCAAAGAAACAUAUGACAGACUCAAGCUCGAGUUCGAAAACAGCAAAGCCGAGUUUGAGAGGCAAAUCGCGACUAUUAAGAUUAAGAACGAUCAGAAGCUGACGGCACUGGUGGCGUUACAACGCGGCGUGGUGGGGCGCGGCGACAACAGCGAGGCCUGUCGUCAUUUGCAGAACGUCAUGCGCUACCAACAGGAGCGCCUAGAACAGCUUGACGAGGAAAACAAACAACUGGAAGAGGAGCUGAAACAAUUGCGGAUGACAAACAACAAUUUCAAAAAGCGAGGUAAAAAUAACAGCAAUAAUAAUGGCAGCAACAACGCCAAACGUGAGUUGGAGUACAUGGAACCCUCGGACGAGGACGAUGACGAGUUCGAAGACUCCGACAAAGACCCUGAUUGGCGUGCUACACCUCUUUUUAAACGUAUACAGGCGCAGCGUCCUCGUCUGACCAUGAACUUCACGGUGUCGGACGGCGGCGACGGGCGCGGCAGCGGCGGCAGCAGCGGCGCGGUGAAGCGCGGCAGCGACGGCUCGCCGCACUGCACGUGCCGCGGCGCAUGCGCCACGCGCAUGUGCGGCUGCCGCAAAGCCACGCGCGGCUGCGGCGACGCCUGCCGCUGCCCGCCCACGCUCUGCCAGAACCGGAAAUCCACAGACGAUUCCGAGGACAAGGAGAACAAGCCAUCGUCAGAAUCGGCUCUAGAGUCUACGCCGAACCGCACCACAUCAUUUUUCGGAAAAGGACCAGAGACGGCACAUCAAAUCGACCACAAGUUAGCUCGGCCGGUCGAAGAGCAGUGCCUCCCUAACGUACCUAUACCAAGCGAAGAGAACUCGUUGGUCGUCCGAACACUGCGACCUCUUGCUGAGGGGCAACAUAGCCCCAACCCUCACGCGCAAAAAUGGAUGUACGCCCUCCUGCUGUAUAAUACUUGCGUCGCCCCGAUGUCCACGUACUGCGCAGACAAUAUCGUCCAAUACGGGAUGGACGUCGCAAAAUACCAUUUUAUUUCUCUAUUCUUCAAGUAUCUGCGUGAGGCACCGCAAGGUCACCUUGAUGCGACAUUCGUAAAGAAGAAGAAAGGAUUUUUUUCUUACUCUACAAAACAAGAGUGACCUUGAUGUAAAGACUGAAUAAAUCCGACCAGAAUAUAUUUUAGUUUUUUUAGUGAUGGGUCCGCGCUCCACUGACGCCCUGUCGCGUUCAAUACAAUUAAAUUAAGUGUAUAAUGUAUUGUUGUUUUAGUUUUUUGACUUAUCGGAUCUUGAUGAUGUGUACGUAGAAUUUGUUUUUUCUUCGUUUUUUGUAAUUUUUAGGUUAGUUCUAAUAUUUGUAGAUGACCUUUAAAGAAUUAAGGCAGUAAAAUAACGAUUUAGUGAUUUUCUUUUUCUCGAUUUUAAUGUAACGAAUAUCAUGUUUAAAGAUGGAAUUUACUUAUGAAGUACACUUUUGUAAUCGAUCAGGUAUUCGUCUUGUAUGUAUGAUGAACUACGUCUCCGGUGCCCAAACGUGUCAACAAAGACUGAAAUCAAAUGAUUUUUUUAUAAUUUUUUGACGUUCUUAAAUUCGUGAGUUGAGUAUCAAAUCAUGAUUCGGUAAAUUAAAUUGACUUUUCCCCAUACAGUUGUCAAAAACAGUAUUAAGUAAAGAGUAAACUCGACAACUUUGUGAUUGCUCGAUUCUGUUCAUGAAAAUGUUUUGUGUAGCUAAUCUCCCAGUACAAUCUGCCCUGUCAAAAUAGUAUGUUUGAAAAUGUUGUCCGAAAUUUAAAAUUUUAUAUUUUU